Molecule: messenger RNA, 1274 nt
Organism: Drosophila willistoni
Lineage: Eukaryota; Metazoa; Arthropoda; Insecta; Diptera; Drosophilidae
Product: mitochondrial carrier homolog 2-like
Exons: 1
Coding region: 179-1135 (318 amino acids)
Source: RefSeq, a predicted model, not a curated record
AAAAUCUCAGUAGGCCUUAUAGGAUCAGUCAAAUGAAAUUACUUUGAAUUCACCACUGAGCUGCGCCAGCAUUAAAUUUCACUGGCGAUAAUAUAUUUUUGCACAUCCCGAUUUCAAAAUUUAAUGCGGAGAUUAUUUAGCUAGAUUAUUUGACAAGGAAGACGUUCAACUUGUAAUAAUGUCAAGCUACCUAUUUCCAGGCAGAAACAACGAGAAAACUGAACCUAACAGAUGGUGGAUUAGGUUUGGGCUGCGGCUCGGUGUUAGUGCAGCUCUCCAUCCCUUUGAUUACUCCAAGACGUUAAUACAGUUGGGCUAUGAGCCAGUGCCACCCCAGCAAGGAACGUCGUUGCUUGGCAGGCCCAUUCUGCUACUGCCAAACAUCUUGCAGUACACUGCUCACAUAAAAAAGAUCGAUGGCUUCUGCGGCUGCUACAGAGGAUUGGCUCCAAAGAUGGUUGGCUCACUCAUAAGCAUGGUGGUUAGCGAGCGAUUGACCCAUCAAUUGGGCUUUUCCCCUCAAGAAGAUGUUAAAGACAAUUCGGAAUUGUCCAAAGAGGAGAUUUAUGCUCAGUUCAAGGAAACCCUAAAGCGGGAUAUAGUAUUGACGGUCAGCGGCAUUGUAGUCUCGCAUCCUUUUCAUGUGAUCACAGUGCGCAUGAUGGCCCAGUUCGUAGGACGGGAGAGGUUGUAUACCUCAAUAAUCGAUUCCAUUGUCGAAAUCUGGAAAACGGAAGGAGUGCUCGGAUUCUUUGCUGGCCUCGUACCCAAACUGCUUUGCGAUGUGGUCUGUGUGGUUUUGAGCAGCUCCACUAUUUACAUGCUCAAUAAAUAUUUGAUAAAGGAUCAUCUGGCCAGGCAAUAUAAUGCAAGAAUCACUCAAUUCGCCUUUUCCAGUUGGCUGUAUUCCCUUCAAGUGGCCUCAACCUGCUCGGUGGUUAGCGGAUCACGUCUGACUGCUGGGCAGCCUCCGAUUAUGCCCAUCUAUAGGAACUGGGUGGAUUGCUGGAAAGAUUUGCAAUGCCGCGGGGAACUUAAGCGAGGUAGCUCCCUUUUCUGGCGUUCCCAAUCAUUACAAUCCUCAUCGAUGCCCACCGCCUUUAUCUCUUUGCCGAAAUUAGCCCGUUACCAGUAAAUGUUACAAACCACACUUCCAUUAAGCUUUCGACUUGGCUGUUCUUAAACUUGUUAGUCUCACUACAUUUGAUAACAAGAAUUAUCUGCGUUUUAUUGUUUCGGAAGUUUGAAGAAUAAAUAUUCAUUGUGGCAUCAAA